AUGAGCGUGAACGAGAAGGAGGCGAAAGCCCCCAAGGCACCCGUCGCCAUCCCCGCCGGCCACCCCCGAGCAGGGCUGCCAGUGUAUAAAUGGAAGCUGAUGCUGGUUGCUGGAGCUCUUCUUUCUGGCAUCAAUGGCUACGAUGUUUCCAACGUCGCCAACACGCAGGUGGCCAUCUAUGAGGCCUUUGGCCGGAUCGAGCUGCUGCCAUGGGUAUCUCUGGCGUACUCGCUGGUCAAUGCCGCGUGCAUCCCGCUGUUCCGUCAAUUCACGCACAUCUUCGAGCUCAAGAUGCUGUCCCUCGUUGCGAUAGUGCUUGUCAUGGCCUCUGCCGUGCUCACAGGCGCCGCUCCGAACAUCGAAGCCAUCAUUGUCGGCCGCGCUCUGCUGGGCGUAGGUGGUUCCCUUUCGUACCAGGUCAUCUUGACAUACAAUGUCAUCUUUGCUUUGCCUGCCGAGCUCGGCAUCGUCCAGGCCAUGGUCGGCGCCUGCUUUGCCAUCGGCCUGCUGACGGGGCCCUUGAUCGGAGGCGCCUUUACCGAGAAUCCACACGCUACCUGGCGCUGGGCUUUCUACAUUGUCGUCGUCAUGGGUGCGGUGGCUCUCGGCAUCAACAUUGCCGCUUACCCACGCUUCAAGAUACCCAGUCCCAAGUCGACGUCGACGCACCUGCGCGAGAUUGACUGGCUCGGCUGCGUCCUGCACAUGGCCACCCUCGUCCUGUUGGGCUUUGCCUGCAUUGGCGGCGGCACCACCUGGCCAUGGGGCUCCAGAUCUUCUAUUGCCAUCUAUGUCGUCUUUGGACUCGUGCUCGUUGCCUAUGUGGCCCAGCAGACCUUCAGCCUGGGGACCACUCCGGAGCGCCGAAUCCUCCCCAUCACGGCCCUUACCACCAAGCCCGUCGUCCUCCUCGUCACGAUCUGCAGCAUCUGCGCCGCCAUGAGUUACGGCGUCACGCUCUACUACACGCCUCUCUAUUUCGCCUUUACGCGCGGCGAAAGCCCCGUCUCGGCCGCCGUCCGCCUCCUGCCAUUCAUCGGCCCCUUCAUCGUCAUGAUCUUCAUCGCCGGUGGCCUGCUGCCCAGGAUCCGCUACUACAUGGUCUUUUAUGUCACCGGCUCGGUCCUGCUCGUCCUCGGCAGCGGCCUGUGGCAGCUCGUCCGCCCAGACACCUCCGAGUCCCAGGUCCUCGGCUUCGAGGCACUCAUCGGUCUAGGCUGCGGUCUCAUCUGGUCGCUCGGCAUGCCCAUUGCCUCGGUCCUCCUGCCCAAGUCGAUGAGCUUCGAUGCCGCCAUGCUGUACAACAUGUCCCAGCUCGGCGCUGUCGGCGUCGCCCUGGCCAUCGCCGGAGCCGUCUAUCAGAACGUCGGCCGCCAGCUCGUCGGCGAAGCCUUCACCGACCACGAGUACCUCGAGCUGUUGACCGGGGUCAACUCGGGCCUGCUCGAGCGGGCUUCGGCCAACCCGGCCCUGGCUUUGGUCGUCGUCGAGGCCGUGACGGCCGUCAUCGUGCGCCUCUUCUGGAUCGUCUUCGCCGCCGGCCUGCUGUCCCUCGCCUGCGGCGCUCUGAUGAAGUUCGAGGCCCUCGACUUUGUCCCUCGCGGCGGCGAGACGGGGAAGCCGGUGCUCGACGGAGCCGCAGCAGAGGCUGCCGUUGCUGAGGCUGGCACCAACGGUGACGCUGCCCCCGCGCGCAAGGAGUCUGGCUAUGACACCGCCGACCGCUAG
Molecule: messenger RNA, 1728 nt
Organism: Microdochium trichocladiopsis
Lineage: Eukaryota; Fungi; Ascomycota; Sordariomycetes; Xylariales; Microdochiaceae
Product: major facilitator superfamily domain-containing protein
Exons: 2
Coding region: 1-1728 (575 amino acids)
Biological process (GO): transmembrane transport
Molecular function (GO): transmembrane transporter activity
Source: RefSeq, a predicted model, not a curated record